Nicotiana tabacum (common tobacco) is the source of this 1406-nucleotide messenger RNA. The record is from RefSeq and is a predicted model, not a curated record. NCBI's taxonomy places the organism in Eukaryota, Viridiplantae, Streptophyta, Magnoliopsida, Solanales, Solanaceae.
CAAACAAUAAAUAAUAAAGAUAACAAAGUCAAUAAGGGAAGCCCAAAAACCCAAAGCAAAAGCUUUGACAGCCAUUCUUGCCUGCACAGCAAAUCCAACACUUUCACAAACUCCAUUAAAUUCCAUCUCCAUAACUUUUCAAACUUCUAAAAUUUCUUUGUUAAUCUGUGAUUUUGCUUCUGUUUAAUCGUACAUCUUACAUAUAUAAGUUUUGGUCAAGCCAAAAGUCAAUUCUUAUUGGCAUAUCAAUAUUUAUCUCUUUGUAUCUUCGGAAUUUAGGAGACUGGUGGAUCGGUUGUGAAUUUCAGGAUUUUAAGAGGGGUUAUGGUUCAUGUUGCUUACUAUAGUAGGCGGCUGAGGAGUAACUGAAUUAUAUGGGUAAUUUAUGCUGCUUCAAUUCUCUCUUCUCGCAGCUUGCAGGAGGACGGUCAUCAUGUAGCUCUGGAAAAGGAAGAAGCAAUCAAGGGCCUACAAAGUAUGGUUUCAGCUUGGUUAAGGGGAAAGCUAGUCAUCCCAUGGAGGAUUUCCAUGUUGCUAAAUUCGUCCAGUUGCAAGGACGUGAACUAGGACUUUUUGCUAUUUAUGAUGGGCAUUUGGGAGAUAGUGUUCCUGCCUAUUUACAGAAGCAUUUGUUUUCCAAUAUCUUAAACGAGGAAGAUUUUCGGAAUGACCCUCAUAGGGCAAUCUUAAAAGCAUAUGAGAGAACAGAUCAAGCUAUUCUUUCACACAGUCCUGAUCUUGGAAGAGGUGGUUCCACUGCUGUGACUGCAAUUCUUAUAAACGGUCGUAAGCUAUGGGUAGCAAAUGUUGGAGAUUCCAGAGCAGUGCUCUCUAGGAGGGGUCAGGCCAUCCAGCUAUCAAUUGAUCAUGAACCAAACACUGAGCGAGGCGACAUUGAAAACAGAGGUGGUUUUGUCUCAAACAUGCCAGGUGCUUCUCACAUGCUGUGUUUUUCUCUUCUUUUAUAAGUGUGCACAUGCUAUGGCUACUCCUGUAGAUGUAGUGUUGUUUCUUUUCUAUAUUCAAUGUAUCUUGUAAUACAAAUUGAAAUGGCCUGAAUUAGUUAUUUCCUUAAGUCCUAACUUGGUUCAUACAUAUAUAUUACCUUAGUCAUAGGCCUGUAUGGUCCCUCUUCAAUUAUUCUUAAUAGAGUAGAUAUUGCCGUUCCUUUUUCUUUUGGUGUGUGGUAAGAUUUCCUUUUUUUGGUUUAACUAUAUGGCAUUCCGAAAUCCAUUGGACUGACUAAUCUGGAUUCGUGCCUUAGGGCCCAUUUAAGGGUGAGGUGCUCCCUACCAUGAAAUACUCCAUUCUUAGGUAUGGCUGUCCAACGGGACGGGAUAAAAUUAACGGGACGACAUUUAGCCAGGACGGUGGCGGGACGGGACGAAAUGGGACGGGACAAACGG